AACCCAGGCAGCUUUGGCACUAUUUGGUGGAACCAUAUGGUGGAACCAUAUUUGACAGAAUGGCCUUUUUUCGCCGCCUUGUCCACCACAUCUCUAACUCAUCUCCAUGGACUUUUCUUUUGUCAGUCUCAUUUUCCUUUUCUUCUUUCCCCAACUCUAUAAAAUCCUCAUUUCCCUACUAAUUUUUUCGCUUCCAAUCAAGGCCAACAAGCUUUCUCACGGGGUUCAACAUGCUUAUAUGUGUUUCAAUAGCCUAGUCAUGGACUCAUGGCCUCCGAUAUUGAGCUGCAACUGUAAGUAAUUUCUCUAACCUCGCUAUCUUUUUCGCCUUGUACGGUGUAUAUAUCAUUGAUGGCUAAGAUUUCACCUAUAAAUCAAUCUCUGUUGUUCUAGCUCAAGUUGUACUAAGAUAUCCUAAUAAAUAUGAUUGAUUAAUGAUUAGAAAACCCGAUCAGGGCGUGAGGGGGAUUAAUUACUACUUCUAAAACAGCUUACCUUAUAUGAUUUUCUUUAUUAAGUUUCAAAUCAUGGAAAGCAUACAUGUGUGCUUUGAUGAUUUUCAUGAACUGUGCAGGUAACUAGAGAGAAUUAAGCAACGUAGUUGGGUGAUUGAUCAUGUAUAUAUGGUGUGGACUUGAUAUUGUUCUGCCUGGCUCCCUGAAUGCCAUAUAAGAAGCUUGUCAAAAGAGAGUUAGCAGCCUUCUUACCUGGCAUGAGGGGAGUCAUGCAGGCCCAAACAAAUCCCACAUCAUGCACAUAUAUUUGAAUCAAUCCCAUAUACAUCAGCUCUACUGCAUUCCUUGAAUUUUGGUAGAGACUAAAGUUUCGUUCGAGAAUGUUGUGCUGUAAUUGCUAAACCAAAAACUCAAAGAUUGUGCAUGUGGGUACAGGAGUUAAUCAUGCAAUGCUUAUUAGUUUUUGGCGGAAUUUUUGUUGUCAGAUUGGCAAAUUUUGUGCUUAUUUUUCAAAUCCAUAUGUUAAUAUCAGGUUCCAGCCCUCGCAGUAAAUUAAUAUUUUCCUG
This is a messenger RNA of Rubroshorea leprosula, 1021 nucleotides long. NCBI's taxonomy places the organism in Eukaryota, Viridiplantae, Streptophyta, Magnoliopsida, Malvales, Dipterocarpaceae. The record is from the annotation of a GenBank genome assembly.